Neoarthrinium moseri is the source of this 369-nucleotide messenger RNA. RefSeq lists its product as uncharacterized. The coding region runs from base 1 to 369 and encodes 122 amino acids. Gene Ontology annotation, cellular component: membrane; endomembrane system. The transcript has 4 exons. Lineage: Eukaryota; Fungi; Ascomycota; Sordariomycetes; Amphisphaeriales; Apiosporaceae. The record is from RefSeq and is a predicted model, not a curated record.
AUGGCUGGCAAGUUCGAGCCCAAAGUCCCGGUGAACCUGGACCCUCCCAAGAGUGACCCUCUGUCUCGUGAGGAACUCUCCAACGCGGAUGGAACGGAAGGAAAGAAGUGCUAUGUUGCCAUUAAGGGCAAGGUAUAUGAUGUGACGGGCAACAAGAUGUACCAACCCGGGGGCUCCUACCACGUUUUCGCCGGCAAGGACGCCUCAAGAGCUCUAGCCAAGACGUCGACUAAGCCGGAGGAUGUCCUUCCAGAGUGGAAGGAUCUGGAUGAAAAGGAGAAAUCCACUCUGAACGACUGGAACACAUUCUUCUCCAAGAGGUAUAAUGUGGUCGGAAUCGUUGAGGGUGCAACCAAUUUGGAAGAUUAG